Messenger RNA from Halichondria panicea, 1384 nucleotides. RefSeq lists its product as uncharacterized. The record is from RefSeq and is a predicted model, not a curated record. The coding region runs from base 189 to 1208 and encodes 339 amino acids. The transcript has a single exon. Lineage: Eukaryota; Metazoa; Porifera; Demospongiae; Suberitida; Halichondriidae.
UGCUGUGUUCCAGAUCCUCCCACCCAAUACACAUGCCCCAUGUUUGUACAGUAAGUUAAAAGAUGUGUAUAACAACUAGAAUAACAACCUAUAAAUAAUAAGUUCAUCUCUAGGCUCUAGGUCUAGCUAGUUUUGCAGAUUUAGACUUUUGGUAUAGACGUGUUUAUAUCUAGAUCUAGAUUAAUUCUAUGGAUUCUUCUUCGGUCAAGCACCAGCACUACUUCGAGCCUAACCGUGAGAUCACCCCUCAGUCAAAGAAACCCAAACUCUCUCCAGUGCUCGUGGCCGUAUUGAUAUUAACCUGUGUAGCUCUGCUCAUUACAGCUGUGCUGACCAUUAGUAUUGGUGUGGGAAUCUCUACCACACAGCAGCAACAAGUCUCUGGACUUCAAAAUGUGUUCGUUUCAAAUAACAAGCUUGAAGGGGAGUAUUAUGGUGCCCAAGGUGGUAUUCAUUUCCAGAGUACAGUGAACGGCACCCACUUUUACUACAUAGUGAGCACGGCAGAUGGUGAGUUGAUUAUAAUGAUGGUGCAUCUGAGGGAAUCACCCAUGAUCAUGAUGGAAAUGAAUAGCACAGCCUUUCUCUUGAUGAAAAAUAAACAGGGUCCUAAUGACGAAUACGUUAUUCCCGAAAGCAACAUAGACACAAUGGAAUCCAUUAUGAUGGGUUAUGAGAAUAUGACCACUGAAAUGCUUGAAAAGAUGGACAAUAAGACAGUUGCCAAAAAAUCCCAUGAUUCUCUGAAAAACCUUUCAAUGAGUCCUCAAGCAAAACUAAUUAUCGAAGCUGCCCUGGCCCUAGGUAAUACUGGAAUUAAAGGAGAGGACUCUCAAGCUGUAAUGAGGUUCUAUGUGUUUGCUCUAAAGCUAUCGAAUGCAAAAGCUAGUGUAGAGACUGUUCCAACAAUGCCUAGUCAUUCAAGUAAGAGUAGUAAUCUGCGACAGAGAAGGACUGUGAAUUGUCCGGCAAACGGAGCUCAAUGUGGGGCAGGGCAGUGUCCCUAUCAAAAAUACACCAAUGCUUGUUUUGGGAUGUGUGGCGCAGAUUGCUUUUGUUGGAGUUUUGUGUGUGGUGAUUGCUGCGUUCACAACUUCUGUGAAACACACGACGAGUGUUGUGCACAAGUAGGUUUUUUCACCUUUACUUGUUUUAGUGUUGCUUUUGAAAUAUUUUGGAGUAAUUGCUACGAUAUCUUUACUUGUUAAUAAAUAAACUGCAUUGCUGGGACUAUAUCAAAAUUAUUAUUUCUGAUAUAACAUUGUAAUUAUAUAUAUAUACUAGUUUCUGACCCAUGCAUGCAUGGGUUCACUUAUUUUGUACUGGCACAUUAAUUUUUAUCGAUAUGUCCAUUUUUGUUAAAAUUAUGUUGUUGAUGAAGGAC